Molecule: messenger RNA, 1047 nt
Organism: Drosophila takahashii
Lineage: Eukaryota; Metazoa; Arthropoda; Insecta; Diptera; Drosophilidae
Gene: l(3)72Dr
Product: lethal (3) 72Dr
Biological process (GO): tetrahydrofolylpolyglutamate metabolic process
Cellular component (GO): vacuole
Molecular function (GO): gamma-glutamyl-peptidase activity
Source: RefSeq, a predicted model, not a curated record
AUGGCGGAGAGCGCAGGUCCCAGUGGGACAUCUCUGAACGACAUACCCACAGUGGGCGUUUUGUGCAUCGAUAUCGCCACCCCAUUGCAGCGGCACUUUGGUAGGAAGUUCUACAGCUACAUAGCCGCCUCCUAUGUCAAGUUUCUUGAGGCAUCCGGUGCCCAUGUCGUGCCCAUUUGGAUCGGUAGGGAACGAUCAUAUUAUGAAUCGAUGAUGGGUCAGAUUAAUGGCAUCCUUUUGCCAGGCGGAGCGGUCUUUAUCGACGAGGCAGAUAGGCAAGCCCAUCCGGAUCUGACCAGCGAUUGUGUCCGGAGUGCCGAGCACAUUUACCAACUGGCCAUGGAGCGGAAUCAGCGGGUGAGGAAGCAGGAUGAUGUCGGAGGAUACUUCCCAGUUUGGGGAACUUGUCUGGGAUUCCAGCUGCUCCUUAUCCAUGCCGCCGAAGAGCCCAAGAUUCGCACCGAUUGCCAGCCCAUGAGGGAAGCGAUGACAGUAAAACUAACCGAGGAUUACCGGAACUCACAGUUCUUUGAGGGAUUAGCGGAUUCUGUGGCUGAGGAGAUGGAAAAGCAUCCCUUUGCCUGUCACCAACAUCGCUAUUGUAUCACGAAAGAGAGUUUGGAGUCCUGUGGACUAGCCAACGAUUGGCAUCCUCUGGCCACCCAGAAGGAUCCUUCAGGACUGGAAUUCAUCACGAUUGUCGAGCACCGUCGUUUUCCCAUCUUUGGAUGCCAGUUUCAUCCCGAACGCGCUGCUUUCGAGCAGCUCUUUGCCUCAAAGGAUCUUUGUUACUUGGCUCAUUCCCAUUUUGGCAUCAAGCUGUCGCAAAUCUUCGGCAGUCGAUUUAUUGAUAUCUGUCGUAGAAACACAAAUCGAUUUAAUAGUCCAAAUUUAAAAGUGCGUCACCUCAUCUGGAACUGGCAGCCAGUUUUCUCCGGUCAAUUUGAGGACUCCAACUGGCUGCAGUGCUAUCUUUUUGAGAAGGAUGAGGACUAUUCGAAGGACAAUAACGAUUCUGCGGAAUUUAACUCGACUGGUGCUUUGUGA